GCCAUAUUUGUUUUGAAGCCGCUUUUGUGGAAAGAACUCUUAUUUUGUGAUUGUGUGGUGUUGAAAAUAAAUUGUGCAUAAAAAUUCAGUGCAAAUUUUAACGUGUUUUUAACAAUUUUCAUAUAAAAAACUUAAUUAAACUAUUAACCAUGGCAUCGGACGAAGAAAAUGAAGAGACUUUUCAGGAAGAGGAAGAUGCUUUAGAUGAAUCAGCUCAACAGGCGGAAGUAUCUAAUGAUUCGGAUGCACCUUUAAAACCCAAUAACGACGAGGAUGACGAUUACGAUCCCGAAGAUACUCGUAAAAAGAAAAAGGGCAAAAAACGCAAAACCAAAAAAGGAGAAGAAAAGGGACGCAAGAAAAAGAAACGCAAGAAGAAUGAAAGCGAAGAGGAAAGUGAUGCCCUGCGUGACGAAGACGAUGCUGAUUUCACAACAACUUCUUCGUCAUCAAAGCGUGGACGCAAGCGUAAAGAUGCCGAUAAAGCCAACAAGGAGAAAGAAGCUUCAGCAUCGGGCAUGCCCUCGGUAGAAGAAGUAUGCUCAGCUUUUAACGUUACGGAUGUAGAUAUAGAAUAUUCGGAAACGGAUUUACAAAAUCUAACCUCAUACAAGGCUUUCACUCAACAUGUUAGACCUAUAUUGCAAAAGGAGAAUGCCAAAGUACCAGCUCCUAAACUUAUGAUGCUGGUCGACGCUAAGUGGCGCGAAUUUUGUGAAGCACAUCCCAACUUGUUAACCGAACAAGCUAAAAGCGAAGAGGCUGAAGAACCCAGAUCUUCUCGAUCAUCAAGAAAUGAAAAGCCUGAUGAUUUAUACGAAGAAGAGGAAGAAGAGGAGGAGGAAGAAGAAGAGGAAAAAGAAUCUUCUAGUGGGCGUCGCAAGCGUGGAAAUAGAGGUCGUGGCAAAAAAGGCAGACGUUCUGGCAAGGUUCCAACAUUAAAAAUUAAAUUCGGCAAACGUAAACGCGGUAGUUCGGAUGAAGAUCAAGAUGCUUCAGGUGCAUCGGAGCGAGAUUCUGAUUUAGAAUUCGAAAAAAUGUUACAGAAGUCUGAUGAUAGCGCCGAUGAUAUUCCCACCACAUCGUCAGCAGCAGCCGCUUCAACUAGUGCGGCUGACGGUCAGGCAGCCACCAAUGAAGAUGGUACACCUGUUGUUCGGAAGAAGGCUAAAGUUAAAAUUGGCAACAAGUUCAAAAAGAAGAAGAAGCUUAAGACCACAUCUCGCUUUCCCGACGGAGAAGAUGGUGAGCAUGAACACCAGGACUAUUGUGAAGUGUGCCAACAGGGCGGUGAAAUUAUACUCUGUGACACAUGUCCACGGGCUUAUCACUUGGUGUGCUUAGAACCCGAACUAGAGGAGCCACCAGAAGGAAAAUGGUCUUGUCCCCAUUGCGAAGCCGAUGGUGGUGCUGCUGAAGAGGAGGAUGAUGAUGAACAUCAAGAGUUUUGCAGAGUUUGCAAAGAUGGUGGAGAAUUAUUGUGCUGCGACUCUUGUCCUUCGGCAUAUCACACAUUCUGUUUGAAUCCACCGCUGGAAAACAUACCUGAUGGUGAUUGGAGAUGUCCCCGUUGCAGUUGUCCACCGUUAACCGGAAAAGCUGAGAAGAUCAUUACUUGGCGUUGGGCAGAACAGCCGGAAUCAAGUUCGAAAAAGAACAAAAGUAAAAUACGUGAAUAUUUCAUUAAAUGGCACAACAUGUCCUACUGGCAUUGCGAAUGGGUGCCAGAAAUUCAAAUGGAAGUUCAUCAUCCUCUAAUGAUCAGAUCAUUCCAUCGCAAAUACGACAUGGAAGAACCACCCAAAUUCGAGGAAACCUUAGAUGAAGCUGAUUCCCGUUAUCAACGCAUUCAACGACACAAAGCUAAAGGCGGUAUACAGGCAGAGGAUGAAGAUGAAUCCUAUAAAAAGGAUUUGGAAGAUCGUUUCUAUAAAAAUGGCGUUAAGCCAGAAUGGUUGAUAGUGCAACGUGUUAUUAAUCAUCGCACAGCUAGAGAUGGCACUACAAUGUAUUUGGUUAAAUGGCGUGAUCUGCCAUACGACAAAUCGACAUGGGAAGAUGAAUCCGAUGAUAUUCCUGGUCUUAAACAAGCUAUCGAUUAUUAUUUGGAUCUAAGAGCUAUGUGUACAUCUGAACAACGUUUGGGUAAGAAGAAAAAGGGACGCAAGAGUAAAGCUAAAGAGGUAGAAGAUGAAGACCGUCAAGUGAGACGUUACACUCCACCACCAGAAAAACCCACUACUGACUUAAAGAAGAAGUAUGAAGGUCAACCACCAUUUUUAGAGGGCACUGGCAUGCAAUUGCAUCCCUAUCAAAUUGAAGGUAUCAAUUGGUUGCGUUACUCUUGGAGCAAUGGCGUAGACACAAUUCUGGCCGAUGAAAUGGGUUUGGGUAAAACUAUUCAAACUGUAACGUUCUUGUAUUCCCUCUACAAAGAAGGCCACUGCAAAGGUCCCUUUUUAGUAGCCGUACCACUUUCCACCAUUAUCAAUUGGGAAAGAGAAUUCGAAUUGUGGGCUCCCGACUUCUAUUGCAUUACCUAUGUGGGUGAUAAAGAUUCUCGAGCUGUUAUACGUGAAAACGAGUUAAGCUUUGAAGAGGGUGCCAUUAGAGGCGGCAAGGCUUCUCGCUUGCGAACAACCCAAUACAAAUUUAACGUAUUACUCACCAGUUAUGAGUUAAUAUCUAUGGAUGCUGCCUGUUUGGGCUCAAUAGAUUGGGCAGUUCUUGUGGUCGAUGAGGCUCAUCGUUUAAAAUCGAAUCAAAGUAAAUUUUUCCGUAUCUUGAACUCUUAUAAUAUCGCCUACAAGUUGCUGUUGACUGGUACUCCGCUACAGAACAACCUAGAGGAAUUGUUCCAUUUGCUAAACUUCUUGUCACGUGAUAAAUUCAAUGAUUUGAAUGCUUUCCAAAACGAAUUCGCCGAUGUCUCGAAAGAAGAACAAGUUAAGCGUCUACAUGAAAUGCUGGGACCACAUAUGUUGCGUCGUUUGAAGGCUGAUGUCUUAAAGAAUAUGCCCUCCAAAUCAGAAUUCAUUGUAAGAGUUGAAUUGUCGGCCCAACAAAAGAAAUUCUACAAAUUUAUUUUGACUAAAAACUACGAAGCUUUGAAUUCAAAAAGUGGCGGAAAUUCUUGUUCUCUUAUUAACGUGAUGAUGGAUUUGAAGAAAUGUUGCAACCACCCUUAUCUUUUCCCUUCGGCUGCUGAGGAAGCCACUACUACGGCAGGAGGUUUAUAUGAAAUAAAUUCCCUGACAAAAGCUGCUGGCAAAUUGGUGCUACUUUCGAAAAUGCUGAAACAAUUGAAAGAACAAGGCCAUCGUGUAUUGAUUUUCUCACAGAUGACAAAAAUGUUGGAUAUUCUGGAGGAUUUCCUUGAAGGCGAGGGCUAUAAGUAUGAACGUAUUGAUGGUGGCAUUACUGGCAAUUUGAGACAAGAGGCGAUUGAUCGUUUCAAUGCUCCAGGAGCUCAGCAAUUUGUGUUCUUGUUGAGUACACGUGCCGGUGGUUUGGGUAUUAAUUUAGCCACAGCAGACACUGUUAUUAUCUACGACUCUGAUUGGAAUCCUCACAAUGAUAUCCAGGCCUUUUCGAGAGCCCAUCGUAUCGGUCAAGCCAAUAAGGUUAUGAUCUAUCGUUUUGUCACACGUAAUUCGGUAGAGGAAAGAGUUACUCAAGUAGCCAAACGAAAAAUGAUGUUGACACAUUUAGUGGUAAGGCCGGGUAUGGGCGGUAAAGGAGCUAAUUUCACUAAACAAGAAUUAGAUGAUAUUUUGCGUUUCGGUACCGAGGAACUCUUCAAAGAAGACGACAAAGAAGAAGCUAUUCAUUAUGAUGACAAAGCCGUGGCCGAGCUACUGGACAGAUCUAACAAGGGUAUCGAAGAAAAAGAAUCCUGGGCUAAUGAAUAUCUUUCAUCGUUCAAAGUGGCUUCUUAUGCCACCAAAGAAGAAGAGGAGGAAGAGGAAACUGAAAUCAUUAAACAAGAAGCUGAAAAUUCUGAUCCUGCCUAUUGGGUUAAACUGUUGCGUCAUCACUACGAACAACAUCAGGAGGAUGUGGGUCGUACUUUGGGCAAAGGUAAACGUGUACGUAAACAAGUCAACUAUACUGAUGGUGGCGUAGUGGCGGCCGAUACCACACGUGAAGACACCAACUGGCAAGACAACAACUCAGAAUAUAAUUCUGACUAUUCUGCCGGUUCGGAUGAAGAUGGAGGCGAUGAUGAUUUCGAUGAACAAAAUGGCGGUGAGGGACGUAAAGCACGUAGACGUGUGGAACGCCGCGAUGAUCGCCCACUUCCACCUCUUUUGGCACGCGUUGGUGGCAACAUAGAAGUACUGGGUUUCAAUGCUCGCCAACGUAAGAGUUUCCUCAAUGCUAUUAUGCGUUAUGGCAUGCCACCCCAGGAUGCUUUCAAUUCCCAAUGGUUGGUACGAGAUUUGAGAGGAAAAUCGGAACGUAAUUUUAAGGCAUAUGUUUCACUAUUCAUGCGUCAUUUGUGUGAACCCGGAGCUGAUAAUGCCGAAACAUUUGCUGAUGGUGUACCCAGAGAAGGUUUGUCUAGGCAACAUGUUUUAACACGCAUUGGCGUGAUGUCAUUGAUACGUAAAAAGGUGCAGGAGUUCGAACACAUUAAUGGUUACUAUAGUAUGCCAGAAUUGAUUUUGAAACCAUGCGAACCAGUCAAAAAAGAAGAAGGCAAUGAAAAUGUAGUCAAACCAGAGGAUAAGAGUGCCACUACCAGCACUAGUGCCACACCAGCUACAAGUGCUGCUCCCAGUCCAGCACCAGUUUCAGAAAAAGCUGAUGACAAAUCUGCGGCUGCAGACAAAAAUGACGACAUUAAAAAAGAAACGGAAGUCGAAGAAAAGAAAUCUAGCGACAAAGACGAAGAUAAGAAUGAAGAAAAACCAGAUGUGUCAGCUGAUGUUAAGGCGGAAAAAUCUGAAAAAGACAAAGAUUCCGAAACGAAGGAUGUUAAAUCCGAAAAAUCUGAAGCCGCUGACAAUGCUGACGUUGAUAAAUCCAAGGAAGAAAAAAAAGAAGUCAAGGAUGAAGCAAAAAAAGACGACAAAGAUUUGGUUAAACCCAAGGAAGAUGAUGAUAAACCUACCGAAAUCAUUGAUGACGAUGAUGAUGAUGUUCUUAUCGUUAAAGAAGAUGGUGAAGUCGAAAAGCCCAAUAGUUCCAUGUCUUUGAAUAAAUCAGCUGACAAGGAUAGCAACAUUAGCAAGCCCAAGAUUGAGGAGAGCUUAGAAGUAUUAAAACGUAAAUUUAUGUUCAAUAUAGCCGAUGGUGGUUUCACUGAACUGCACACCUUGUGGUUGAAUGAAGAAAAGGCUGCUGUUCCCGGCCGUGAGUAUGAAAUUUGGCACCGUCGUCAUGACUAUUGGCUGUUGGCGGGUAUUGUUACACACGGUUAUGGCCGCUGGCAGGAUAUACAAAAUGAUAUACGUUUUGCUAUUAUCAACGAACCAUUUAAAAUGGAUGUUGGCAAAGGAAAUUUCUUGGAAAUUAAAAAUAAAUUCUUGGCUCGUCGUUUUAAGUUACUCGAACAAUCUUUGGUUAUCGAAGAACAGCUUAGAAGGGCAGCCUUCUUGAAUUUAGCUCAAGAUCCUAAUCAUCCAGCCAUGUCGUUAAAUGCACGCUUCGCUGAGGUUGAAUGCUUGGCCGAGUCUCAUCAACAUUUGAGCAAGGAAUCAUUGGCUGGUAAUAAACCAGCUAAUGCUGUUUUGCACAAAGUACUAAAUCAAUUGGAGGAAUUAUUAUCCGAUAUGAAGAGUGACGUUUCACGUCUACCGGCCACAUUGGCACGUAUACCACCCGUUGCCCAACGUUUGCAGAUGUCGGAGAGAUCUAUUCUUUCGCGGUUAGCUGCUACAGCUGGAAAUGCUAGCAAUGCCGCUCAACUAAUGGCACAAUUCCCUGCUGGUUUUCAAGGCACAACUCUACCAGCGUUUACUGGUGGACCAGCUGGCAACUUCUCCAAUUUCCGGCCUCAAUUUUCGGUUCCUGGUCAAUUGUCGAAUAAUACUAGCGGUGUCAAUCCUUCGGGAAAUUAAAUUUAUCUAAACAACACACACACAUACACACUUCUAAAAUAUGAUACUUUAUGAGUUUUAGUUUCGUAUUUAUUAAUAUUUUAAUAUACAGACAUACAUACAUAUAAAAUAUAUAAAAUAAUAUUUUAAAUAUUUGCACAAAUUGUGCAAGAAAUUUUACAAUAUUUUACAUACUUAUUAUAUAU
This is a messenger RNA of Lucilia cuprina (Australian sheep blowfly), 6250 nucleotides long. It is a transcript of the gene Mi-2, whose product is annotated as chromodomain-helicase-DNA-binding protein Mi-2 homolog. The record is from RefSeq and is a predicted model, not a curated record. Bases 150 to 6065 code for a protein of 1971 amino acids. Gene Ontology annotation, cellular component: nucleus; chromatin. Gene Ontology annotation, biological process: chromatin remodeling; negative regulation of transcription by RNA polymerase II. Lineage: Eukaryota; Metazoa; Arthropoda; Insecta; Diptera; Calliphoridae. The transcript is spliced from 6 exons. Gene Ontology annotation, molecular function: chromatin binding; ATP hydrolysis activity; ATP binding.